GUUGUAGAUUGAACGUGUCUUGCAAACUAACUUUCUAUCCUUGAGUUCUAUCUGUAAAUAUCGUCGAUUGAGCGAUGUAAUUUUAUUCUAAAUUUCUUCCGUGUUUUAGCGGAAAUUACCUGAGUACUAGGGGGACCCCUGCUGGGAACCAUUGAAGCAACGACUUGCGUUGUUGCAAAAGCGUCGUGUCUUCACUUUGUUUCAAAUCUGAAGUCUUUUUGGCAUACGAUUAUGGAAAAACUAUGCUGAAUGUAAAAUAUGGAAAGAAAUGGGAAAUUUGAAUCGUAUUCAAGAUCUGUUUUAACUAGUCAAGGGGAAAACAGCAAUCAACACAUUGUUCAAAAUGAUGUAUUUAUGGAGACAUAUAACCUUCAGUCAUUUUCAUGUGAGAACGAUAUUGGACCUGCUUGCGUAGUUUGUUCAGACAGAGCUUCUGGUUAUCAUUAUGGAGUGUUUACUUGUGAAGGAUGUAAAGGCUUUUUUAAAAGAACAGUACAGAAGCAACUUGCUUACAAUUGUAAAGAGAAUAGAUCAUGUGAUAUUAAUCAAUACACUCGCAACAAAUGUCAAGCUUGUCGUUAUGAAAAGUGUGUGGCAACUGGUAUGCUUAAAGAAGCUGUGCGUGAAGAUAGAAUGCCUGGAGGACGACAUCGUCAUAAAUCACAAACACAAGACAGCAAAGAAAAAAAUGGCAAGAAAAGAAGACCUAGUAAAGAUGUAACUUGUUCCCCUAGUCCAAGUUCAUUAUCUGGUGAUUCAUCACCAUCUUUCAAUGAUGACGUUGACGUCAUAGGAAUAUUGAAUCAACUUACUGCCAUACCUCCUGAUGAAAUUCCUGCUGCAGACUGUUCUCAUAUAUAUGAGAACGAUGGCAGUUAUAAUUUAAAUGUCUUCCUUGCUUCUGGUCUGGAAGAUCUCAAGAACGCUGUACGAUGGACAAAAAAUGUACCAGGGUUUAAUGAUUUGUCUUGGAACGAUAAAGUUUGUUUGAUUCGUGCUUCUUGGAUGGAAUUAAUACUGUUGAAAUUGUCAUAUCGAUCUCUUACUUUACCAAAGGGUACUACAAUUUUUGGUGAAAAUCUAAUCAUGAAUCAUACUGAAGUGAAGAAGAUGGGAUGGACCCAAAGUAUGUUGGAUGAUCAUGAUGAAUUUACGGAUAAAUUGAGAAUGUUACAUCCUGAUCGAAAAGAGUUUGCUUGUUUAUGUGCUCUUGUUCUUCUUACUUCGGACUCUCCGGAUGUCGUGAACAAAGCAAAAGUUGGCUUUCUUCAAUCGCAAAUAUCGUCAGUUCUUUCGGAAUACGUUAGAAGUCAAUAUCGUGACAAACCAAAUCGUCUUGCCAAGGUGUUAUUAUGUUUACCAACGUUGAAAUCUUACAGUGCUAAAGCAUUUGAAAACUACACUGCGUUUGAAAUGUUUGGUAAAAUAGAUAUGCCGCCUCUUGUAAAGGAACUUUUCAAAGAAUAACCACCACGAAAAUGAAAAGAUAAAUAAACUUCACAUUUUAAUACAGUGAAGUUUAUAUCUUGUAUGAUUGUGCACACUUGAUGAGACGUUACUGUGAUGUCACUGUGACGUUCUGUGAUGUCACGACUUAGCGAAGAAAAAAUCGGACUUCAUGUAUCAUAACGUUUAGGUAUUCAACACGAUAGGGGUAGAAAAUCACCCUCUGAUUGUUAAUAAGGUUGUUCCAGUAGGUUCAGAACUUAUAUUACAGCGUCGUUUGGUUAUUUUUCUUUUCUAACUUAAUGUCACAUUAACAAAAAUACCUAAAUGGUAUUUUGUUUAUAAUUGGGGUAACUUCAAAGCAAUCCUACAGAUGAUUGAUUAUUUGCUGAUAUCGUUUUUAAACUGUUGCUAUUCACCCUGUUAUCAUUAAAAAUAAAUCAUUUCUAGCAUUGUAUUGUUGCAAUAAAUAAUUUUUUAACCAAUUAAAACGAUGAAUUUUGAA
Messenger RNA from Xenia sp. Carnegie-2017, 1951 nucleotides. RefSeq names its product retinoic acid receptor RXR-alpha-B-like. Gene Ontology annotation, molecular function: DNA-binding transcription factor activity; zinc ion binding; sequence-specific DNA binding. The record is from RefSeq and is a predicted model, not a curated record. The coding region runs from base 259 to 1467 and encodes 402 amino acids. NCBI's taxonomy places the organism in Eukaryota, Metazoa, Cnidaria, Anthozoa, Malacalcyonacea, Xeniidae. Gene Ontology annotation, biological process: regulation of DNA-templated transcription. The transcript has 5 exons.